Fusarium coffeatum is the source of this 228-nucleotide messenger RNA. RefSeq lists its product as uncharacterized. The record is from RefSeq and is a predicted model, not a curated record. NCBI's taxonomy places the organism in Eukaryota, Fungi, Ascomycota, Sordariomycetes, Hypocreales, Nectriaceae. The transcript has a single exon. Bases 1 to 228 code for a protein of 75 amino acids.
AUGCAAGGUCCUGGCAACGAGUCCUUCCUACUGCCCUUCUCUGGCAUGCCCAGCCAGCUUCACCUUCAAAAUGCCCACUCUUUGAUGUUCCAGGGUGCCGACGAGCCAGAUCAGCCCCGGGUCAGGGUGAGUCUCAACAUAAACUCUGGCCCUAUGGUCACUUUCCCUCUUGUCAUCACGGCUAACGAUGCUUUUCUGACCGGACCUGGGGCCCCUGGACAUUUCUAG